Molecule: messenger RNA, 1906 nt
Organism: Chara braunii
Lineage: Eukaryota; Viridiplantae; Streptophyta; Charophyceae; Charales; Characeae
Source: the annotation of a GenBank genome assembly
UGUGAGGAGUGGAAUCAUUCUGAUUGUGCACCUAUCACCAUGGUGGACCUACGUAGUGGGAAAAGCACUAGCCCCUACACCCAGGAGCAACAAGAGAAGAUGGCCGCCUUAGUCAAGGAGAACAGGGAGAGAAAAGAGCUAGAGAAACAAGCGAAGCUAAAAGCUAUCGUAGACGAGGCGAAGAUGAAAGAGUUAGAAGAGGAGAUGGAGAAAAAGAAGAAGGCUGCUGAAGAAGAAGCGGCGGCAGAAGAAGAGAAGGAGAGAAUGAGAAUUGAGAGCAGAGAAGGGAGCAGUGGCACGAAGGAGGAUAAAGAUGCAGAGAUGGAAAAGAAAAUAAGUGAGUGGGUUGCUAAUUUAUCGUCGGGUGAAGAUGAGGAGGCACAGAUGUAUGUGCCACAGGAAGAGAAGGAGGCAUUUGGCAAGGCCCUCGCAAUGAUUGAGGACCCCCUUGAACGUCAAGAAGCCGAGGAGAAGAAGAGAUUGGAAUGGAAAUUGAGAAUGAAGAGGGAAAAGAAGAAGAAAAGGGAGGAAGCCACCAGGUUGACCGCAAAAGUCGAAAAGGUGCGGACGUGUAGACAGGAAGUCCAGGCACAAACAAAUGUUUCUGCCAAACUGGACAAGAUGUUGGGGUACUUAGAGGUGUUGAGUGAGGCCUGGCUAGAGGAACGACAUGCCAAUCAGGGCCAAGACAUCACCAUGAAAGCCAUGCGGUCAGGGUUUAGAGAGUUUGCGCGCGAGAUCGUCACCCACAUUGGGGGCGAAGUCAGGCAACUGAGGGAUAAUGUGGGGAAGUAUUGCGAAGGCGCCAUUGAGGGUGCCAAGGCCAUAGCUGUUGUGGAAGGCCAGGGCGGACCCCGUAAAGAACCUGUAAAGCUCAAGUUCCCAGACGCGUACAGGGGAAAGGAGGAGGAGAACUUUGACAACUGGGAGGCCGGUGUCAAUAGUUACAUCUAUUUGCAGCAUAUCCUCACAGAGGAGCAAGUCCUCGUGGCCUUUCAAGCUCUCAACGAUGAAGCAGCUAGUUUCUCCAGGUCUCUUGCACGCGCAACCGGUUGUGAAAACAACCUGGUUGCAUACUCAAAAGUCACCCCCCUUCCUCAAUUCCUUAAGCUCCUGAAGGAGCGAUUUGCUGACCCAACGAGAGGCGUUCGCGCCUCUGACAAACUGCAAACGAUCCACUCACGGCAGUGGAGGAGUGCAAGGGCACUCAAGGGUACCAUGAACGACUUGGUAGCCGUCCUGAACCACGGGGUUACUGAACCCCAACUGGUCCAGCUGUUUUAUCGUGCCAUGCCAGAGCCCCUGAGGGGGCACUUCUUUGACAAGUCUCAACAGGCCGGGAUCACAUAUGAUGUGUUGAGUAGGGAGGUGGUCCUGUAUGAGUCAAAGUCUAUGCUAGUCACCACUUUCUGGCAUAAAGACCUAGAGAAGGGRAAGAAGUGGAAGGAUCGUACCAUCUCAGGCCAAGUCAAGGCCAAGGAUSACUUGAUCCURACGUUAGAGGAGGGUGGUACUGAUGAGGUCCCAUAUGAACAGAUUGAGUGGGGCCUAGGGGACGAGGACAGUAGUGUAGGGCAGGGGAGGUCCUAUGCUGUUGUCSCGGCUGGAGGGAAGCCGCAAGGUAGAGGAGGAGGCCAGGGCCAAAGGGGCCAGGCCAUGGGAGGCCGAGGACCGGGCGCACAGGGGGUUGGCGGCCAAGGAAACCGCCAAGCGGGAGGUAGGGGUUAAGGUCCCCCGCCAAAUCGGCAGGGUAAUCGGUCUCAAGGAGGUUGGCACCCAGGCUUGCCACAGAGAAGGCCCUGGGAAGACUUGGGCUUGGACCAGCGGUUAUGGCAGGAACGCGUGAACCUGAGUCAGUGCGUGUUUUGUGGUGACCCGGCCUACGUAAUAAAAUUUUGUCCAAAGU